CAGGAUCGGGUGUGUCGGUCGAGACGGGUGACCGGCAAUCUCGUGUUUCCCGCGACAAAGGUGCCGGGUACUCCUCACCGCUGGCGUCGAAUGAGAUGCAGCGCUCUCUCGUGUGUGCGCGUGUGCGCGCGCGCGUGUACUUUGGAGGCUGGCGAUCGUCCUCGAGUCCCGGGACUCCGUCUUGCUCUCUCUGCUCUCCUCCUCCUUUCUGGUACCGGAAAACUGUGGCCUGACCAAGCUCGGUCAUCAUCCUCGUGUGGCUUCAUAUGGUCUCUUGAUGAAGGGGAUCUGGUUGAGUGUUAAGCUGGGAUCCAUGGCUAAGACAAUGACGCUCCUGGAAUGCGACAAAUGAGCAACAUUAAGGGAGUCGGAGUCUCUCACGUUGGGUGGUACCGUUGAAUGCAAUGCAAUCAGCGGCCAAUUGAGGGGUCUCCGAUACAUCCGAAGGCAGUAAUAGAAGAGCCGGAGCAUGGCGGUGUUGCAGGCAGCCUCGGAAGAGAAGAAAGGGGGAGCUCAGUGCGUAAUGGUGGGUCUGCAGAUGGAUGCCAAUGGCAAGGAAUUGCUCGACUGGGCAAUUCACAGAGUUUCUGAGCAAGGCGACCGCAUCAUGGCGGUUCAUGUCUGCCGCGACUCCGAUCUGAGGAACACCAUCACCACCCUGUCUCUGAUUACCAUGUUAGAUGAGUACCUGGCAGCCUAUGAAGGCGCCUGCAGUCUUAAGCAAAUUGUUCUUGUCGGCCGGGUUGCUCGGGGGAAUUCCAUCCGGAAAGCCCUGGUGAAGGAGGCCAAAUUAUGCGCAGCCAUGAAGGUAAUCGUCGGAGUAAACAAGCACAGCUCCAUAGGGGGAUCAGCUCCGCUUGCUAAGUAUUGUGCCAAGAAGCUCCCUUCAGCUACUGCUGUGAUUGCUGUACAAAAUGGAAAUAUCAUCUUUGAAAAGGGAGCUACCAAACCAUCUCCAGGAGAAGAAUCAAAGCGCCGAAGCUUGCAGAAUCUUUUGUCUCCAGUCACAGCAAAUUCCAAGGACAAGACCGGUAAAGAGACACUGAAAUCAUCUGAUUCCGGAUUUGGAGAUGGCAAGGAGGAGGCGAUGCCGAAUGACAGCAACCACGUCACGAAGCAAAUGACGAAAGCUACUCCAACUUCUGUGACGAUGCUGGUGAAGCAACUGCCAGAGCCGAGGCUGGGUUGGCCUCUGCUGCGGAGAGCAAAACCAGGAAGAACCGGCGAAGCCAAGAGGGCUGAUCCAGCUCGGAAAAUGUCGGUUGUCCAAUGGGUCAUGACCCUGCCGGAUAGAACCUUGUCAUCGGCUCAGCCAUCGUUGCAGCUAACCGAGGAGUUGAACACAAUUCUCAGUAGCAGUAACUUGAGCUGCAAAUGGUUUGCAUACGAGGAACUCCUGAGUUCAACCAAGCAGUUCUCUUCAGAAAAUUUGAUCGGGAAGGGAGGAAGUAGCCGUGUAUACAGAGGCUGCCUUCAGAAUGGCCAUCAGGUGGCUAUCAAGUUAUCGAAACUAUCAACAGAGGCAUCAAAAGAUUUCCUUCUGGAGGUCCAUAUCAUCACCAAGCUCCAGCACUCGCGUGUCGUCUCGUUGUUGGGCAUUUGCGUCGAGGAAACCACUCUGAUCUCCGUGUACAAGUAUUUCCCCAAUGGAAGCUUGGAGGAAAAAUUACAUGGUGAUAAGGUGAAGCACCUGCUCCCCUGGGACAAGAGAUUUAAAGUGGCGGUGGGGAUUGCCGAGGCUCUCAGCUACCUUCAUCAUGGAUGUCCUCAACCGGUGAUCCAUAGAGAUGUCAAGUCCUCAAACAUUCUUCUCAACGAUGAAUUUGAGCCUCAGCUAUCUGAUUUCGGCUUAGCUAUGUGGGCACCGACAACCUCAGCCUACCUGACACAGAGGGAUGUGGUUGGAACAUUCGGAUACAUCGCACCUGAGUACUUCAUGUAUGGAAGGGUCAGCAACAAGAUCGAUGUCUACGCCUACGGCGUCGUCCUGCUGGAAUUGGUAACAGGAAGAAAGCGGAUAGAUGAUGAAAACCCCAAAGGAGAAGAGAGCUUGGUGAUGUGGGCGGCGCGAAUUAUUGAGGGAGGAGGAGAUCUUAUGGACCUGUUGGAUCCCGAUCUCGACGCGAAUUAUGACAAAGAUCAGAUGAGAAGGAUGAUUUUAGCUGCAUCUCUUUGCAUCACAAGAGUAGCUCGUCUCCGACCUCAAAUUGACAAGAUACGCAGCCUUCUGCAGGGGGAAGAAGACAUGGAGACGUGGAUAAGCAGGCAAGCAGAUUCCAUGGUGGAUUGUCCGGACGACGAAGCCUACCCAGCGUCGGAUAUUGGGUCGCAUCAAGGCCUUGCGGCGCUGGAGGCGGAGGAUGAUGCUUCGGUCACUAGCUUCGGCCAGAGUCACGUCGGUUCCUGGGAAGAGUACCUGCGAGGUAGAUGGAGCCGUUCGUCCAGCUUCGAUUAGGUCCCUCCCUGUGAGGUAAUAGUGUCUUGUGAGCUUGUGUGCGCUCUUCUUCAGCAGCCAGCUUUGGUGGGAUGAUGAUAGCAGAUGUUGCUACGAGAUUAAUAAGUGUAACAUCAACGAGGCAAAAAAAUAAAUCAAUUGUACGAUGUCAUCUGUAGCA
Molecule: messenger RNA, 2615 nt
Organism: Musa acuminata subsp. malaccensis (wild Malaysian banana)
Lineage: Eukaryota; Viridiplantae; Streptophyta; Magnoliopsida; Zingiberales; Musaceae
Product: protein kinase STUNTED
Biological process (GO): protein phosphorylation
Molecular function (GO): protein kinase activity; ATP binding
Source: RefSeq, a predicted model, not a curated record